AAGAGGCAGAACUUACCUUGCUAAGGAAAAGCAGAAUGCUAUGCAACCAAAUGACAAGAAAGGAAACAAACCAAUGGAACGUCACCCUCCUGUCUGCUAACAAGAAAUAUUUCCCCUGGAAGUCUUCUUGGUGUUUGAGAACCUAUCAACUCUUCUUUUGUUGUCACGUGGAAAUAGAACACUCGCAGAAUGUUGUUGGUGAAACUUCAUUUAAGGUCAUCUCGUGUAGCCAUUAUCAAAAGAAGUUUGUACAGAAGAAACACAUAUGCUCCAUCAGAGUCAGCCCAUUGUGUGCUUCUAAUAAUGUUACUUAUCCUAAUUCCUGCGUGUACUGUUUCGCCAACAUAGCGUUGAAUCUCACUCUUCAAAUCCAGUAUAGUGGAAAAUGUCUGAAGUCUACUUCCUGAUUAUUCUUCAUUCCACAUAAGUGAGACACUUAAAGCAAGCAUCGUCUUUUCUUUGUAAGACAAAAUGUGUUAUUAUUACCUUGUUUAAAAUCAAUACAUUUUAUCAUUUGGAAAGCUUUUCUUUGGCUUGAUAUUUGAUUAAUGAGACACAUGGGAACUAUGUUUUAGCCUAGAAAUAAAAAAAACUAAAUUGAAA
Molecule: messenger RNA, 603 nt
Organism: Mastomys coucha (southern multimammate mouse)
Lineage: Eukaryota; Metazoa; Chordata; Mammalia; Rodentia; Muridae
Product: ovomucoid-like
Exons: 5
Coding region: 36-407 (123 amino acids)
Molecular function (GO): protein binding
Source: RefSeq, a predicted model, not a curated record